Messenger RNA from Stomoxys calcitrans (stable fly), 667 nucleotides. RefSeq lists its product as uncharacterized. Bases 1 to 507 code for a protein of 168 amino acids. The transcript has 3 exons. The record is from RefSeq and is a predicted model, not a curated record. NCBI's taxonomy places the organism in Eukaryota, Metazoa, Arthropoda, Insecta, Diptera, Muscidae.
AUGAUCAUGAUAUUCUAUUUCUCUGUUCUGAGUGAAACGUUAAAAGUUAAAUUUAUAAAUCUAAAAUGUGAGGAAUUGGACAAAUCCUUUGUUACCUUCAGAAAGUGCUAUCUAAAGGCCAGAGCAAGGGACACUGUAAGUUUUCAUCUUUAUGCUGAAAUGCAUCAAUUGCCUCUCACCAAUAUGACGGUGAAUGCUCAACUCUUUGUUAGGGGCAAUGGGUAUAGACCAUUUUUGUACAAUGAUACCCUUGAUUUUUGCCAAUUUGUCAGAAAUCCAAAUCGCUACAUGUUUUGGAAAAUAGUCUACCAAAUUCAAAAGCCUUAUUCAAAUGUCAAUCAUACAUGCCCUUUCAAUCAUGACGUUAUAAUUGAUGGCCUUAUUUUGAAUGCCGAAAUGUUAAGAUUGAUUCCAUUUCCAUCCAACGAUUAUAUGAUCCAAAUGAAGUAUGCCUUCUUCAAUAUUUAUAGGCUAAAAGUCAACAUUUAUUUGAAAAUCUUUGAUUAGAAUCUCAAUCAUGCAGACUAUUUUUUCUUUGUAAAAUAAUUAUGUGAUAGCGAUUUGUGUACUUUUGGCUGUAAUAGUUUGGUGGGUUGCUGAUUGUUUUGAUUUUCUUUCAAUAAACUUUGUGUACCCAACACCACUACUGUGGUACAGGGUAUUAUGA